Salmo salar (Atlantic salmon) is the source of this 363-nucleotide messenger RNA. The record is from RefSeq and is a predicted model, not a curated record. NCBI's taxonomy places the organism in Eukaryota, Metazoa, Chordata, Actinopteri, Salmoniformes, Salmonidae.
AAUAUAAUAUUGUCUUUCAGUUCCAACCAGUUCAACAACACCAGCAGUCUGGUCCUCAGCAUCACAAAGCUGGCUGUCCUAGCCAAGGUGGACAUCAGAGGGGUGUCCGCCCCAGACCAGGUCUUCCUGCCUGUUGCUAACUGGCAGCCUAAAGAGAACCCUGUCGUAGGAGAUGACAUCGGCCCACAGAUACUGCACGUCUAUGAGUUGCGUAACAGAGGUCCCAGUACCUUCAGCAAGGCCAUGCUGGACAUCGAAUGGCCCUACAGGUUCAACACGGCUCUCUACUCUACAUCACUAAACUAGAGGUGGACGGAGACGGAGGAAUGAACUGCGAGACAGACAUGGAGAUCCAACCCACUC